AUGGCUUCUUUAGGGUCCCUUUUAGAUGAGGUUCCAGACCUGCAGGCAUGCAAAGAUGAGCGUCUGGUGAGUGACGCUGGUGAUGCCGACAGUCUGGAUGACAAGAGCAAGACAAUACGAGACAACGCCGUUUCCACUCCACUGACUGAAUACACCGAGAGACACCGAGAUGAGGAGUCUCCAUCUAUAUCCCUUGGUCUUGAGCAUGUCUGCGUAGGUGAUACCGGCAUGGGCCUCCUACUCCGCCUUGAUGGUGUUGGUGAUCCCCUCGGUCUCACAGUGGACAAAGGGUGA
This is a messenger RNA of Fusarium sp. VM40, 294 nucleotides long. Lineage: Eukaryota; Fungi; Ascomycota; Sordariomycetes; Hypocreales; Nectriaceae. The record is from the annotation of a GenBank genome assembly.